AUGACUACUCAAUCGAUUGGCACUACAUUGACAACCCAUUUGUCUCCAACAGAAUUGCAAAUUUCUCAGCAAUCAGGUCACAUCAAAAUGAUGAACACUUCCGGGAAACGAAUUGUGUUCGGUGUAAGCACGGCGCUCAAGAAGGCAACUACCACUCCGACGGGAGUUUUGGAUCCUAAUGAAGCGGCACUUUUCAUUGUCAAAUGUGAUGGAAAAGAGCAAAACGAUCGCGUCACUAUCAUCUACACAAUUCCUCCAGAAGGUUCCGACAAGCAGUAUCGCUCGGAAUAUUUUCUUCGUGAAGAUGCUCUUAUUGUCAGAAAGAAUCUUCCGAACCGCUUCGAGAAGAUCACUGCUGUUCUUGCUAGAUUCGAAAAAGUAAUCAAUGGAGUUUCGGAUAUUGCUGAAAAGUACAGUAAUUGGGCACUCGGAAAAUCAAACUACCAAUUUUCCCCUCCAAGUAGUAAUUACCAAAUAACUCAGGUUCAGACACCUCCAAGAAGUUAUAACACUGCACCAGUAAAGCGGUUUUUUCACCAAGUUAGAGUUCAACCACCAUCUCCGAAUCCCAAACCCAUAAGCUACCCACACUCGGAAGUUUCCUACUCUCCACAUCCAGUAAAUAGCCAGUUCUAUUCUACUACACCUGCUCCCAAAUUCAAUACUGAUUUCACAUUUCUGCCAAACCCAUACUACGCUAAUCCAACAAAUGUCACUUCAUCCCCAUAUUAUUACCAACAAGUACCACCACCAGCCCGAAUAUCGCAACUUCCAACCGAGAAUCGCCAAGUCUUCCGAUCUCCUGUCCGAGUGCAACAACCAACUAUUUCGAUGAAUCCUAAUUUUCCAAGGCUGAUGGAAACUGAAGUACCAACUCCAACUCCUCCGAUGUUUUCAACCAAUUCGUCUUCGUUUCCGAAUCACAUGACUCAUAACUUCGGGCCAUCAAUUUUAAGUCAACUUCUGAAUCCUAUUCUCCAAGAAUCUUCUACUCCAACUCCUCCCAUACAAAUUGCUCCUCAAAUUCACGGCAAUCCAAACUUCCCAACAUUAUCUCCUCUUCCGUUGCCCCCAAUUCAAGAACCACCAAAAGAAGAAGUUAUGAAAAUCGCAUCGAAAAAGAGAUUAUUUGGGAUGCCCCGAUUUCCAGUAGAUCAUCGGAACUUCUUUCAGUCUGGAAUGACGUGCAUUUCUGGAUGGUGUGGAAAUGAGUGCUGCGAAUCCAGAAGGCAAUUUUCUUCGCCUACAACUACAAUUCAAGCUACUGCCAUGCCAGGAUCUCCCGGACCACCUCAUCCUCUUGUUUUGGUUGUUCAUCCAUCUCCGCCUAUUCAACAACAAUGCUCUCCAGCAUGUCAACCACAUUGUAAUCAACAGUGUGUUGCAAGAUUACAGUACAUGCACGAGACUAAUUUUUAUUACAAUCACAUUCUGGAGCCAACAUGUCGCCCCGAUUGUAUGCCCUCCUGCCACGUGGAUUGUCUUAUCAUUCCACCCCAACAAGUUCGAUGCAACAGUUUCAACUGUCAAUGUCUAGCUGGCUACGUGCAAUGUGCAGCAUUCACUUGUUGCAUGAGAUACCCCAAUCUUGCUGCAAGAAUGAGAAGCAAUGUGCUGAGAAAGUCAUCUGAAGAAACAGAGGUUGAAAACAGUGAUGAAGAGAAUGUGAUCAAUGAAAAACGAAUGUACACACCGAUUCGGAUGAGAGCCGAAAAACGAAAACACGGUUGGGGUAUUCAGGAGAACGUCUUCACGAAUCAGAUGUUUUCAGACAUUGAAAAUGUCACACAAAAGCCCAAACAGACUUUCUGGACAAAGAAACGGAUAAGUGAUGGGAAGUCAACAAGUACACCAACCACAACUUCAUCAACCACGACUCCUCCUCCAUGUCCAACUACGACGACUACAACAACUACAACGACUACACCUCCGAACACGACAACUACACCAUCAACUACCACAACCACGACUCCAGCGCCAACUACAACUACAACUGAGAGGACCACACCUAUGACCACAACGAUGUACUCCACAACUUUCACAACUUCUACCACUACAACAACACCUGUGCCGAUAUCAAAGACCACUACACCCAAAAUCAUGAUGAAUCUAACACCAAUCUACCCUGAUAUGAUAAUGAAAGCUAACAAGAUACCGAUGAUACCGGCAUAUGGAAUGUGGGCGAUUCCACAAACUUCACAAUUACCAUCAACUCCUACGGAUGAAUAUGGAAAUGCUUUAUCUGGAACGAAAACAGAAGCUGUUGAAAAAAAGAAUUCGGUUGGAGAUAUUCGGGGUAGGCAUGUCAUCCGGUCAGAAAACUUUUUGGAUGUUCUGAGUGAGCUGGCUCAGGUGAAAAUAAAAGAAGACAUCACUGACGACUUUUCUCAUGCAGCAAACUUCAUUGAAUUCAUGACGGAUAGUAUCCGUAAACUAUGA
Caenorhabditis briggsae is the source of this 2439-nucleotide messenger RNA. Bases 1 to 2439 code for a protein of 812 amino acids. Lineage: Eukaryota; Metazoa; Nematoda; Chromadorea; Rhabditida; Rhabditidae. The transcript is spliced from 10 exons. The record is from RefSeq and is a predicted model, not a curated record.